Molecule: messenger RNA, 3606 nt
Organism: Molossus molossus (Pallas's mastiff bat)
Lineage: Eukaryota; Metazoa; Chordata; Mammalia; Chiroptera; Molossidae
Product: KIAA1755 ortholog
Exons: 14
Coding region: 1-3606 (1201 amino acids)
Source: RefSeq, a predicted model, not a curated record
AUGUGGUUGGAGGAGGACCCCCCAUCCCUGGACACAGCCAUCCAGAAUGCCCUGGCAGGCCUCUAUCCUCCUUUUGAGGCCACGGCGCCCAUUGUCCUGGGGCAGGUGUUCCACCUCCUAGAUUCUGACUUCCGGGGGGAUGGGCUGAGCUUCCUCCUGGAUUUCCUGAUCCCUGCCAAGCGCCUGUGUGAGCAAGUACGCGAAGCAGCCUGUGCCCCCUACACACACUGCCUCUUUCUGCACCAGGGCUGGCCGCUAUGCCUGCAGGACAAGGUUGUGCUCCACCUGGCCCCCCUCAAUCCCCUCUUGUUGCGCCAGGGUGACUUCUACCUUCAAGUGGAGCCCCAGGAGGAGCAGUCCGUCUGCAUCAUGAUCAAGUGCCUCUCCUUGGACCUCCGCACAGUGGACACAAAACCUGUUCCGGUGUCAUCCUACCCAAUACUUUUCACCCAAGAGUGGCUGGAGGCCUUCAACAGUGACUUUGAGGGAAGUCCCCUGCACAACUGCCUGGUAGCUUCAGAAGAGGGCAUUGCUCCUGUGCCCUGGACCAAGAUAGCCAGCCCAGAGUUUGUGGAAGACAAACCCCAAGCAGUGGCUGUCCCCUCCCCGGCCUGGGGUUCCCUUCAAUUAGAAGCACUCGAUUUGAGUGGCCCUAAAGAGCUACACCAGGCCAGGUCCUUAGGGAGCCAGGUGUUUCUUGGCCAGAGCUUGGCGGCUAAGGGCAGGGCCUAUGGGAUUAAGUACCCAGGACUCAUCAAGGUGGAGCAAGCCAGGCCAGGGGAGGUGGCCUUCAGCAUGGACGAUGUGGCCAGCCAGUGUGUAGAGGGAGAUUACGUGGCUCUCCUGGGCUUUUCCCAAGAGAGCAGAGGAAAGACUCUGAGUAGGGAGGUGGACACAUCCCACGGGCGCCCUGCUGGGGCACCGGAGGACCUAUCUGAAACUAAAGUUCCUUUCUCUCAAAGGACGCUGCCUCUCCCAGGGGCCAGUCAGGGACCUCAUUUGGAAAAGUGUGCUUGUGAAAAGCCAACAAGCGUGGAGAAGGAGACUUGCAUUUUGGAUAUGAGGAGAAAAGUCAACCAUAAAGCCCCCUCCCGCAACUCAGAACGCCAGCCCCCGGAGCCCUACCUCCAUGUCCUCGAGGACCCGCUACACUGUGCACCUGGCCUCAGGACGGAUGUCUCAGAAGAGACAGCUGCCUCCAAGACCCAGGCACUUCUGGGAAACCCCAAGAAGAUGGUCCAACUCAGGCCUGGACCCAAACAAACGUCCUCUCCCCGGCUGUGCCCAGCUUCUCCUCCUGCUGCUCCAGCCCUUGACACCAAGAUGGGAGAGAGGACCAAACAGGGAAACGGCAGGUUUCCCAAGCCCAUGAUUGGCCCGGGUCAAAACACCUCCUCUUCCAGAUCGCCCAGUCUUGGGCUCAAAUUCUCCUUCUUAAAGGGGCAGAGGCAAGCCCCCGUGCCCCUGGAGAAAGCCUCACUCCAGCAUGACAGGCCUUGGAAGAUCUUGUGUUCACUCUACUCUCCCAAACCCAACCGAGCCAAGUGCUUGGGGAAAGCUGGAACGACUCAGACCAAAACAUCUGGCCCAGCUGCUGACUCAGGCCCACUGACUGGAGAAGAGGCUGAUUUCCCAGAAGCUUCUACAGACCCUCCAGAAAGAGGCCCCGCUGUGGAUGAGGAGCCGCCAGGGCCGGAGCCCAGGAUCAGGGCUCUGAGUGUGGAGGUCCUCCACUCCGGGAUAGCAUGCCUGCCAGGUGGUCGGGACAGAGAGGGGCGGCCCCUGCUUCUGGUGCCGACCACCCAGGGGGCCUGGGAGGCACCGUGGUGCACAGCCUCGGAGGUCACCAAGCUGCUUUCCUACCUGUGCACAGUCCCCAGGCCAGAAGAUAAAACCAAGGGUCUGGCAGUGGUGAUUGAUGCCAGGAAGCAGCCUCUACACCCUGGUCUGGUCAGUGCCUUGAAGGCCACCCAGGCUCAGGACCCAGGCUCCAUCCAUACCAUACUCUUCCUGGGGGAGAAGGAGACCGCCCUUCUGCUGGAGACAUUACCUGACGUCCAGGUAGAGGUGCUGACCUCCUUAAAGGCCCUCGGCCACCACGUGGACCCCAGCCAGCUGCCCGCAGCCCUGGAAGGCUCCUUCCCCUACAGCCACAGCGAGUGGGUGCAAUUCUUCCAGAAGUCGGACCCUUUCCUUGCCGACCUCCGCCAGGCGUCCUCCCUGCUACAGGCGUCCAUCAAGGAGUUUGAGAAGGGUGACCCUCCUGGAGGGGCACAGGAGGCCUCCAGGUGUCUGAACAAGUCCAAGGAGCUGAUGGAGGCCGUGCUGAGGGACCCAGAUCUUCUGGGCCUCCAGCGGGAAGGUGGAGCCACCCUGGCCAGGCUGCAGCAGGAGGCCAGCAGGCUGGACUUCAACCCAGACGUCAGGAGCCAUCUGGCUGAAGCUGCUGCCCUCUAUAGCCUCAUGGACGAGCAGCUGCAUGUCCUGGUCACCACAUCGAAUCACCUCCUGGGGAGGCUAGAGCUCCGCAUCCGCAUGGGCCGCCUGGAAGCGGCCAUUCGCCAGAUCAGCAACUGGAUGGAGCAGGAAGGAAGCCGGUGUCUGCAAGCGCUGACCCCCAAGGACGGAAGCUUGGAGACCGUGGAGAAAGCUCACGUCAAAUUUGAGGACUUCUUCCUUCAGGCUGCAGCCCAGUACCGACAAGGCCUGGAACUGUCCAAGCAGGCGGCCCAGCUGGGAGCUGUUGCUGGAGGGGCCAUCGAGGCAGAAGGAACAGAGAUCCCGGAGCUGGCAGCCUUCGCCGCCACUCAGCGGACCUUCCAGGCUAAGCUGACCCACUUCUACAUGGCUGCCGAGCGGCAACGCACAGACCUGGAGACGCUGCUCCAGCUAUACCACUUCUGCAAGAAGAUGACCUGGUUCCACAUGGACUGUCAGGACCUGAUGACCCAGCUCCGGCUGGGCAAGGAUCGAAAGGCCAGCCACGGGGACCAGCGCCGCCUCCACCGCUACCUGCAGCGCCUGUCGUCCGAGUUCCCCGCUGAGAAGCUCAGGGCCAUGGGGCUGCAGGCGGCCUCCCUGGGCCAGGAGGGCCUGGGCCAGGACCUGUGGGCGGAGGCCCGGGUGAGGCACGGGGAAAUCCAGGCCCUCCUGAAGAAGGCAUUGGCCCACUGUCCGUGCCCACUGGGGCCCACUGCCCAGCUGGCACCCCUGGAACUACGAGGGACAGCUGCCGAGGGCCAGGGUGUGAACGGAGAAGUCACUGCUAAGGGAAGGCAGGGCCUGCCCUUCCAGGACUCCCUGGGCCUGGAUCGGUCACCAAAGUCCCGUUGGCCUCCUCGGGCCCCGAGACGGGGGCACCGAAACCUGCAGGCAGGCCCUCUGCCGCUGGACACUGGCCAGGCCCUGGCGGCCGAUGAGGGCACGGGCCCGCGCGAGCCCCCCGAUGCCGCCCCCGAGCGCUUUCUCUCCACCUUCUCCUGGCAGCCUUUUCCCAGGCAGAGUCAGACCCCUCACCCCGCCGGGGGCAGCUCCUCCUCCGAGGGCACAGACUCACGGACGUCUCUGGAGGACUCACCCCAGACAAGCCCCCCUGCCUCCCUCUAG